This is a messenger RNA of Athene cunicularia (burrowing owl), 1059 nucleotides long. RefSeq names its product chromosome 2 C18orf21 homolog (gene RMP24). NCBI's taxonomy places the organism in Eukaryota, Metazoa, Chordata, Aves, Strigiformes, Strigidae. The transcript has 4 exons. The record is from RefSeq and is a predicted model, not a curated record. Bases 504 to 980 code for a protein of 158 amino acids.
GGGGCUGCCUGGGCGGCCGGCCGGCCGGAGGGAGGGCAGGGGCACGCAGGCCGGGAGCUCGCAGGCGUUCCCUGAGCCUCCCUUUUCCUCCCCCUCUGCACUGCCCCUGCAAAACUGUGCCGGGAGUGCUUCAGGGCCGCGGGCAGAAGUGACCGGCUUGCGAGACAAACGGGGUCCUGGUGCUUCUGCGGCGGUUAAGGGAGAGAUGCUUGUAUCUAGCUCUGGUAGCCCAAAGUAAUAGAGCAGAUGCAGGAGCGUGCCUCUUAGUAUUAGGUCUGAAAUUUAUCUCAAAGCAUUUCUUCAUCUCAGGCUGAGUUGCUGUCAUCUUCUUGAAUUUAACGAGGAAAGAGAUAAACAAGGCUUUGGUGUCACUGAUCUGGCCACAGACUGUGCCCACAUGGAGGUCCUUGUGGAACUAUAAUGAAUGUGGAUUAGAAAGGGUAUGUCCGUACUGCUUCCAGUUCCUGGUUCCUGAUAGCUACCGGGUGCGUCUCAAACCAAAGAUGAAAGUGACUCCGCAGAUAGAGAAGGUUCUUAAACAUGAAGCAAAGAACCAUAAACUUAAUAUGAAACAGAUGAAGCUUUUGAAAAAGUACAGGGAGUCAAGAAGUGUUCUGCUGGUUACUUGCAACUCGUGCAACAAAACAACAAGACAUUAUGGUAAAAGCAGGGAUUUUCUGGCUACCAUGACACAAAAUUCUGGCACUCCAAGUAUUAAAUCUAGCCUGAGCACACCUGAUGUAAAAAUCCAGUCUGCAAACAAAGUGACAUCUGUAAGCUGCAGUAGGUUGGGAUCUAAAGGGAACAGUCCCUCAUCACUUCCCAGAACGUGUGUAUCCGGACAGGCAACAACCAGCUCUGCAUCCAAGACUCCCCGAAACUCCAAAUUUCACUUUUCUAAGCUAAAACGGAUGCUUAACCUAGAAGAAAGAGAAAGAAGCCAGAAGGCAGAUUUGAAAACCUUCUUGACUUUACUUUAGUUAUACGUUAUUUCAAAGUAAUAAAGAUUACAGCAAUAAGUAUUCUUCCAGUUUUAGUAAAUCAGCGAAGUGAUUUCUU